This is a messenger RNA of Trichoderma breve, 492 nucleotides long. RefSeq names its product late endosomal/lysosomal adaptor and MAPK and MTOR activator domain-containing protein. The record is from RefSeq and is a predicted model, not a curated record. Gene Ontology annotation, biological process: endosomal transport; regulation of receptor recycling; positive regulation of MAPK cascade. Gene Ontology annotation, cellular component: Ragulator complex; membrane raft; late endosome membrane. The transcript is spliced from 3 exons. Lineage: Eukaryota; Fungi; Ascomycota; Sordariomycetes; Hypocreales; Hypocreaceae. Bases 1 to 492 code for a protein of 163 amino acids.
AUGGGGCUCUGCCAAUCAUGCCUAGGACGGCGACAGAAGGACGUCUACGAUGAGAGCGAGGAGAACCGGCUCCUGUACGAUGACGGAAAUGGGAUGCAGUACGGCAGCUUUGGCGACGCCGCGCUCAAUGGAGAAGGCGACACUGCAGAGGCCCAGCGAGAGAACGAGGCGCUGCAGAGAGUAGUCGCAAAGACAUCCAACAACAUGGUCGACAUCUUCGAAAUCGCUCCGCAGGACCCCAUCGGCCGAACCUCGACGACGACGCUCUUUGCUUACGCUGGCCAAGGUGCUCGGGUGGCGCGCUACCACCAUCUCGUAUCGAAACUCAGCACACAAGAGGAUAGCCCUCCCGCCGGUAUCAAAGUUGACUGGCUUGCCGACGAGGAUGCCGGCGAACUACAUGGCGAGCGCCCAGCCAGCCUAAGAACACUCGACGAUGACGAUGCGGCACUUGUUGGUACUUUUGCGGAUGCGGCCGCGGCCAUGAAGUAA